Pseudoliparis swirei is the source of this 1689-nucleotide messenger RNA. Its product is annotated as interferon alpha/beta receptor 2-like. Gene Ontology annotation, molecular function: protein binding. The record is from RefSeq and is a predicted model, not a curated record. The transcript has 7 exons. Lineage: Eukaryota; Metazoa; Chordata; Actinopteri; Perciformes; Liparidae. The coding region runs from base 34 to 996 and encodes 320 amino acids.
CCCAAACAGAGCGUGUGCGCGACAGGAGAGUCCAUGGAAACAACGGGACCAGGGUUGCUGCUUCUCCUGCAUCUACACCUGGUGGUGUGUGUUUCCCUCCCAGCACCUUCCAACGUCUCCAUCUCCUCCUUCAACAUGGAGCACACACUCCGCUUCCGGCCCGGCCUCGGGACCCCCCCCAACACCUGCUUCACUGUUCAGACCCUGCUCCGCCUCAGAAAGAAAACAUGGAGACCGGUGGCUGCUUGUUUGAAACUGGCAGCCGGACACACGUGUGACCUAACCAGAGCCUUCAAGGACCCGUUGAAUCACUACCAAGCCCGCGUCCAGGCCUUCACUCCCACCCAGACAUCCAACUGGACAUCGUCUGGGCCGUUCCGGCCGCUGUCAGACACGGUGUUGGGCCCUCCUGAUGUGUCCGUGUCUGGCUGUGGGAACUGUCUGCUGCUGCAGCUCCGAGCUCCUCCAGCCAGCCGCCUCCAGCCGCUCACACUGUGGUACAGGAGAGUCGUCCUCCAUGUGCGCCGGUCCAGGGACGGUGUGCAGUUCAAUCUGAGUCAGCCGUACCAAGAGGAGAACACGAUCUCCUACCUGCAGUCAGGUGUGGAGUACUGUGUGAGCGUCUCCGUGACGACACUCUUCAACUCCAACUGCGUGUCCAGUGAACCUCGCUGUGCCUUCACCAGCCCUCCUCGGUCCAGGAGCUCACUGCAUGUGGUCUUCAGCCUGCUGGGCGCCUUCUGUCUCCUGGCGUUCCUCCUCAUUGGACUGGGUGUCUGCGCCGGUUGGUUGAGCAUCACUUUACGAAGACGACCGCUACAGAGAGCUCUGGUAACCGAUCCAGAUUCAUACGUCCUUCUCCAAUGUCGGAAUCAUGGAAGUGCACCCAUCGUCGUCUCAGAUGAGAUCUCAGCCUUACAGCAGCAUCCAGAGGGCUCAGCUGACUGCCUGCUGCAUCCAGAGGGCUCUGCUGACUGCCUGCUGACUGCCUGCUGAGCUGCUCUGAGACAAGAAGCCCCAACGUUUGAAGUGGAAGUGUUUUGGGCGACCGGACAUGGGCUAAAGACCAGAAGAGCUAGGUUAGGUGGUCACUGGUUUUGAGAAAAGGCAGAAGUUGAGGGUAACGUUUAUGGUUUACUAUCAGAGUGAGAUGUUUUUGUAAAUGGUUAUAAUUCUGUUUCUAUGCCAUUAUUUAGAAUGUGACUCUUCUCCUGACUUUCUAAAUGUGUUUGAUGAAGUUUCUAAUCUUUUUUAUAAUCCAGAGAAUAACUGUGUCAAAUGAGGCGGAACAGACAUGUACAGUAAACUAAGAAUACCGUAAAUGCAUGAGACUUGAACUGAGCAACCAAGUGAUUUAGGAGUAACCAUAAAACAUCAGCAUGGUUCUUCACACAUUAGUUUGAGUAUUGAGUAUAUCAUUGUUUGCACUUAGGGUAUGUUGUAUUACACUCAAUCUAUUCUACUAUAUUUACUUAAUUGCUGCCAUCCAUCCUGUUGUCCUCUUUUUAUAUAGAUAUUAUACUUACUGAAGAUCUGAUGGUGGUGAUGCCAUUCUGUACGAUAGUGCACCAGCAUAUAUUGAGAUUUAAAAAACAUCUGUUGAAUAAAGCAUGAUAAAAAAAAGUGACUUAUUCUCUACCAGAACUUGUUUACAAGCUAUUUAAAAAUAAAUGACCAAAUGACAUUCCA